UAUUUUUAUAACUAAUUGAUGUAUAGUUGGUUGCCUACCGCCACAAUUUAGUAUAAAAACACCAAAGCUCGCAAUAACCACACAGUAACAUUAUUUGGCACAAAACGGGAAACGAUGGGAGUACAAGGGCUGUGGAGGCUCAUCGAGCCCUCUGGGAAGCCCGUGCCCUUAGAAACCCUACAGAACAAAGUGCUAGCAAUCGAUGUUUCGAUUUGGUUGCACCAGCUUGUGAAGGGGUUCCAGGAUAGCAAGGGGGCGGCGCUCCCGAACGCCCAUCUGCUGGGAAUUUACCAUAGGGUGUGCAAGCUACUGUAUUUUCGAAUCAAGCCGGUGUUUGUCUUCGAUGGGGGCGUUCCGGUCCUUAAGAAAAACACGAUUGCCCUCCGCAACCAGCAAAAGCAGAAAACCCUCUCCGAAGCCGACCGCAUCCACAAGAACCUCCUCGCCGCCCUCAUCAAGCACACCGCCAUCAGCAAAGUCCUCUCCGAGCAAGCCAAAGCGGCGAUCGCCUCCUCCACCUCCCCCACAAAAAAAUCCAAAACCGACGAUGACAACUUGUACGUCCUGCCCGAGCUCGACUCCACGGUGUCGUCGAGCGACGACUCCGACACCGAACGACACACCUCCAGACACUUCGAUCUGCACUCUAUUGACACCCAGAGCGCGGAGUUCAAAGCCUUGCCCCUGGAAAUGCGCCACGAAAUCCUCUCCGAUUUGAAGGAAACCCGAAAACAGUCGUCGUGGGGCCGAAUCCACGAACUGCCGACGGAGAGCAACGACUUCUCGGGGUAUCAGAUGAGGAGGUUGUUGAAGCGGCAGUCGGUGCAGACGGCGCUGGAGGAGAUCGAGAAGGAGAUGGGGGGGCAUUCGUUGUCUUUAGGGGAGUUGGAGAAGUUGCUGAAGGAUCAAGGGGUGAUUACGAGUAUGAAGGGGAAUCGGAUCGCGUCGGACGAGAACACCAGGUUUCUUUUGAUUAAGGAUAUCAAGCAGGCGCUGGAGGAGGCGAAGAAGCAGAGUUUGGAGACGAUUGAAGAAGAGGAGGAGGGAAAAGGAGGGGAGAAGGUGGAAAAUAAGGGGGAUAAGGAGUUUGAGGAUGAUUUGCAGAGGGCGAUUGAGUUGAGUUUGGAGGAGGUGCCGUCGACGUCGAAAGAUGUGAAGGUGAAGAAAGUGGGAGAGAAGGGGAAGAAUAGGAUGUCCUUGUCGUUUCUGGCGGAUUUUGAAGAUGCAGAUUUUGGGGAUUCGGAGUCCAGUGAAGAAGAGGAGGUUCGGAUGAGGUUGACUCCAGCGCAGAGGUAUAUGAUGGAGUACAGCGGGCUGACGGCACACGCUAUUGCCAAAAUAAUAGAGAGUAAUAGCAGAAUUGGGAGGAAGAACGGAGAGGAGAAGACUAGUGUAGAAGCAGCUGAAAGCAGCAAAGGGAGAAGUACUCCGGUGGUUGAAAGUACGACCACGCUGGAUGAAGAGAGUGAAGAAGAUAAAAAUGAAGCUUCGACGGCAGUCGUUGAAGAUUUUGAAGAUCAAGAUGAAAAUCAAGUUACGACGUCGACUGCAACGGAAGAACCAGUUGAAUCAACAACUGAAAAGGUUGCAGAAGUGGAAUUGAUGUCUGAGUCAGAGGAUGAUGAUUUCGUAGAUGUAGAUAAUAAAGAAAAUGCAAACACAAUGGAAGUGGUCAUCAAACCUGACGAAGAAAUAGAAGAUGAUCUUUUCAAAGACGUAUUCGAGGAAGAACAGAGUGAAGCAAACGUCUCAAGUACGCAAGACAAAGUAAUAGAACAGAUCAUAUCACUUGAUGAUGAUGAAGAAGAAAAAAAGGAAGAUCGAGAGGCGUUACCGGAAAAAGAGGAACAAACGAAAUCUACGAGUCAGACCAUGAUGGACAAGAUUGAGAAAAUGAUUGAAACCUACUCGAAACCCAGAGAGCAAAAAGAAGCAAAAGAGAAAGAACCAGAAAAAGAAGAAUCUCCGAAAGUGUCUGUGGAACAAUUACGGGAAAUGAAGGAGAAUCUCACCAAGGAGCAAAACGAACUGAUUGCCCAGAGGUCCACCAAGGAGCGACUUGCUGGAAAUAUCACAGACCAGAUGUGCCAAGAAGCCCAGGAACUCCUGGAACUUUUCGGCGUGCCCUACUUAGUAGCCCCCAUGGAAGCCGAAGCUCAAUGCGCUUUCCUCGACUUGAUCGAGCUAACAGAUGGCACCAUCACCGACGACAGCGACAUCUGGCUCUUCGGAGGAAGAACCGUCUACAAGAACUUCUUCGACCAAAACAAAGUCGUGAUGGAAUUCAAAGUGGACAGCAUCCAGCGCCACUACAAACUCAGUCGUGAGCAGAUGAUCCUUCUAGCGAUGCUGGUGGGUAGCGACUACACGACAGGUUUGACGGGUGUAGGUCCUGUGACGGCCCUGGAGAUCCUGGCGGCUUUCCCCCCCAAAAAUCACCUGGUUUCGGGUUUGGCCGAGUUCAAGUCUUGGGUCAAAAAAGGGAAACUGCCGGGACCUGGACGAACUUCGCUUCGUGGAAAAUUGAAGAACGUGUCCGUGUCUGAUAAUUUUCCGAACCCGCAGAUCGUGCAAGCGUACUUGGAACCCACGGUGGAGACGAGUAGGGAGAAGUUUUCUUGGGGUAAACCCGAUAUUCCGGGAUUGGUGGAUUUUGCGAAGCAGAAGUUCGGCUGGACGAAGAUAAAGAGUGAAGAGAUUCUGGCGCCGAUUUUGAGGCGUUUGGAAGAUAAUCGAGUCCAGAAAUCGAUAACUGAGUAUUUUAAGUACGAGGUGAAGGCUAGUGAGUCGGGGGUAGCAGAGAAGUUGAUGAGUAAGAGAGUGAAGACUGCAAUUAAUAGGAUAGCGAAAGGGCCGGACUUUGAAGAAGAGAAAGAAGAAAAGAAACGGGUUACUAGGAAGAAGAAAGGAGAGAGUAGUGAGGAACCGAAAACCAAAAGAAAGAAACAAGUUAAGAAGAAGGAACCAGAAGAUGAAGAUAUCAAAAUACUGAAAGAAACGGAAGAGCGAUCGCAGAAACGGGUCGAAGAAAUUCAAAAGGAAGUGUGUAAAGAAGUUGAAGGACAAAAAGAAAAGAAAAUCAAUUUGCAAAGGUUACUACAUAAAAAGGAAGUAAUUCCGCAGAGACAGAAAGACAAGUCUGAUAUAUUAAAAAAUAAAAUGAAGGCCAUAGAAGCGUUUCGUAAAUCCAAGCAAGGUCCAGGCUACGUCAAAAAACGGGGCAAAGUCCGUAAAGACCCCCAAAAAGAUGCUAGCUACUUAUCAGAAGGCAGCAGCAGUGAUUAAAAAUUGUUACCUCGUGUUUACAAUAAAAUUGUCUUUUGUA
Messenger RNA from Zophobas morio, 3325 nucleotides. RefSeq names its product DNA excision repair protein ERCC-5 homolog (gene mus201). The record is from RefSeq and is a predicted model, not a curated record. NCBI's taxonomy places the organism in Eukaryota, Metazoa, Arthropoda, Insecta, Coleoptera, Tenebrionidae. Gene Ontology annotation, molecular function: DNA endonuclease activity; single-stranded DNA binding. The transcript has 5 exons. Gene Ontology annotation, cellular component: nucleus. The coding region runs from base 115 to 3285 and encodes 1056 amino acids. Gene Ontology annotation, biological process: nucleotide-excision repair.